CCCCGCCCGGCCACAUUGAAACUGCAACUCGCGACCCGCCAUCUCCUUUGCUCCAUCGCCCACUUCGUGUCCAUCCUUUGCGUCUUCACCUUCUCUGGCCGCUCGGCCAUGGGGUCCCUCCUCUCACUCUCUAUAUCUUGAACACUAUCGUCUGGCGCCAUGCGCGCCCUCUCGGUCUUGACGCUUGCCGUCGUCGCGGCCGCGCGCGCGUUGGCCGUACACCCCAAUCGCAUGCACCAUGGGCAUCCAUUACUCGAAAGGCAGGCGGCGAGCGCAGCGCCAACAGACAUCGCUUUGGCAACACCUUCGGCCUCGUCUGUCAUUGUCGGCGCCUCGGCGAUUAUCGCGACCUCGUCUCGCGCUCCCGCUCCCUCUGUCCUCCCGAAACCACCGUCAUCUUCACCUCCUGCUGCGCCAAAUCCCGUCCCAACACCGCUCGAUACAUCUAUCUCUAGCUCGCUCUCGGGCGAGUGCAUGUCGUAUCUCACCAAUCUCCUUUCCAACUCGACCUUCCUUUCAUGCCUCCCGUUCUCCCUCCUCCUUCAGACGUCAAAUUCAUUUCGCAGCCAGCUCAAUGCCGCAGUAGGCUCGGGCAACUUUUCCUACAUAAACGAUCUCAUCGCAUACGCCUCGUCUCCCGCACCUGACGCGGAAACAUGUGACCGAGUUUUCGCAGGCUAUGCGGAGGCCGUCAAGGAGCGUGCUCACUGCGGCAACGACCUCAACAACGGCAUACCGGUCGCACGACAGGCAAGGCGGGGCCUCGGCAACUAUGCCGCCGUCCGCACUGCUGUUGGCCUGGUCAACCCUGACUCUGGGUCGUACUGCUACCUGGAGGCGGUCGCUACUGAGCGUCCUGACGAUGCGUAUUUGUGGCAGCUGCCGAUGGGCAACAUCCUUCCAGCUGCAUCGACACCCACAUGCUCCAAGUGCUCAGCACUCGUGAUGAACCACUGGGCAACGUGGUCCGCAAAUACAACAACACUCAAUGGAACAAUGAUUAACAGUGCCGCCUCUACAAUCAACGCCAAGUGCGGCGCCACCUUUGUCUCCGUCGCGGCGCAAGCAGAAAAUGCCAGUGCGACUCAACCGCGCUUCGCAGUGUUGCCUGCACUCGCUGUUCUUGCUCCUCUCUUUACUUGGGUCCUCUCAUAGAUAGAAUUCGGAUUUUUCUCUUUUCGUAUGUCACCAGGGUGUAAUCGUCAUAGUCAAAGUGUGCUCUAUAUCCAUCUGCAUCGCCAUGUCUAUUCUAAGCUGGCAAGCU
Cutaneotrichosporon oleaginosum is the source of this 1264-nucleotide messenger RNA. RefSeq lists its product as uncharacterized. NCBI's taxonomy places the organism in Eukaryota, Fungi, Basidiomycota, Tremellomycetes, Trichosporonales, Trichosporonaceae. The record is from RefSeq and is a predicted model, not a curated record.